Molecule: messenger RNA, 1464 nt
Organism: Aspergillus calidoustus
Lineage: Eukaryota; Fungi; Ascomycota; Eurotiomycetes; Eurotiales; Aspergillaceae
Source: the annotation of a GenBank genome assembly
AUGGCCGAGUCAAAGCCUUCUACCGACUACGUUGAGUCGAUUGCCGACGAGCGUGUCGUGCCUUGCAUAGAUGAGCUGAAAGGCAGCGGGGAUGCUGAUCCCAACGAUCCCCAGAACUGGUCCAAAACAGCCAGACUAGCAACAUACCUCACCAUCUGCUUCUACACCUUUCUCGCAAACGUCAACAGCAGCAACUUCACCGUCGCCACAAAAGCAAUAAUCCAGGAAUUCAACGUCACCCAAACACAGGCCGGCGAGCUCGUCUGCUUCAAUGUCUUCCUCUUUGGACUCGGCAACAUCUUCUGGGUACCCCUGAUGCGGGUCGUCGGCAAGCGACCGGUAUAUCUGGUCUCGAUGCUGGCGCUGUGCAUGAUGAAUGUCUGGUCGAGUUAUUCGUCGAGCUACGGGGAACUCCUUGCCUCGCGGAUCCUCUCUGGCUUUGUUGCCGCAGCAGCCGAUGCGACUGUUCCGGCCGUCGUGUCGGAUAUGGUUGCUCCGCAGGACCGAGGGCAUUAUCUCAUGGUUUUCCACCUCGCUCUUACGAGCGGUCUGUUCAUCGGGCCCCUGAUCAACGCGUACCUCGUGCAGGAACAAGGUUGGCGGUGGAUGUGCUAUUUCCUCGCUGUUGCCGUUGGCGUCACGUUCGUUGUUGCCGUCUUUACCAUUCGGGAGACGACAUACCUGCAAGGCAGGCCGCGGGUGGCGAAGCGAUCAGCGAGGCAGUGGAUGUCGUUGAGGUUGGGGUAUAAUCCCAAAGCAUCGUUUGUGCGGACUCUGCUUGAUAUCGUCUGCAACGUCGCAUACCCUCAACUCCUCUGGGCCGCGUUCUCGAUCGGGAUCUCCGUCGGAUGGAACAUUGUCGUCCAACUCACAGCCUCACGAACCUUUACCGCACCCCCCUACAACUGGCCUGCCGGAAGCCUGGGCCUCCUCUCGCUAGCCGGAUUCAUCGGUUCUGUCCUGGCAUUCUACCUCGGUGGUCGACUGAUUGAUAUCAUCUCCACCCGGUACACAAAUCGGUACGGGCAGCGUUUGCCUGAAUAUCGACUACCGGCGAUCAUAAUCCCCGGCGUGAUUGGACCUGGCGGGAUCCUGGUAUUCGGUCUGUGCAUCGCGAACCAAACGCACUGGAUCGGCGCUGCAGUUGGGUAUGCCAUGCAGGCGUUUGGCGUGGCAGCAAUCUCGAAUGUCGCCGUGACAUACUGUCUGGACUGCUACAAACCCCUCACGGGCGAAGCCCUGGUCAUCAUCUUCGUCGUCCGCAACACAAUCGGCAUGCUGCUGUCCCUUUAUGCCGCGGACUGGAUCACCCGACAAGGCGAGGCCGCCGUCUUUGGUGAGAUGACUGCGAUUCAGGUGACUAGUAUUCUUGUGGCGAUCCCGCUGUUCGUUUGGGGUGCGCCGUUGCGCGCUUGGACGGCGCGAUAUGGGCCGAUGAAGCGGUUUCAGGGGGCGGAGAACUAG